Molecule: messenger RNA, 789 nt
Organism: Fonsecaea multimorphosa CBS 102226
Lineage: Eukaryota; Fungi; Ascomycota; Eurotiomycetes; Chaetothyriales; Herpotrichiellaceae
Exons: 2
Coding region: 1-789 (262 amino acids)
Molecular function (GO): acyltransferase activity, transferring groups other than amino-acyl groups
Source: RefSeq, a predicted model, not a curated record
AUGGAGUCGGCCGUGGAGAUCUCGGACUUGAAAAUUGCAGUGCCUCAUCCAACAUUGAGGAUAGCACUUACCCCACCUCGAGAGUCCGAUGGAGCUGCAGUCAUCCUUGGACUCAACCACCCAAAGGUAUACAUGAACCUGAACGGUCCACCUUAUCCCUAUACAGCGAAAGACUGGACAGAAUGGUACGCCAAGAGCUCCAGCGACUCGAAAGAAAAUUUGUCCGAAUUGAUCGCUAUCCGAAAAAGCGAGCAGUCCAGUCCCAGCACUACGGGGAAAUUCGCGACUGCAGGCGACGGUUCGCAGCGAUCGUGGCUCGGCCGACACUGGACUUCAACAAUUCGCCAUUUCGAGGAUUCAGACGCCAGUACCAAUGCAAAUUUUAUAGGCGAGAUUGGGGUGGAGAGAGAGAGCUUUUUGUAUAUUGUAGAUGAAGAAGAGAGAAACCGGCGGAAAGAAGCAAACGAUAAGCUGCAAGCUGGUGAUCCGAACAUCACCUGGGAAAUCGGAUUCUGGCUCGUGCCCGAAUAUCAUGGUCGUGGGAUCAUGCCUGCCGCCUUGCAGACACUAAUGGCUGAAGUGAUCAUUCCGCAUAUGAAUGCCCACACAAUAGUCGGGACCUACUUCGAGCACAAUCUUGCCAGCAGAAGAGUGUUUGAGAAAUGUGGAUUCUCUUUUGAGAAAGUGGUGCCGAGUGCCAUUGCAAUCAAUCCUGCUAAGAUCGGCGAAGCACAGCGACCAAAGGUUGGAGUGGGCAUUCUCAGGUGGGAGCGUAACUUGGGCGACUGA